AUGGAGAAGACGCAAGCCAAAACUUCUUCAGGCCCAGUGACAUGGAUGUCUCUUCCUCGAAAAGACCAGCUCCUCAUUCUCUUCCUCUCACGAUUUGUCGAUUUCCUGCAGGUCGCGUCUCUCCAGGCAUACGUCUUUUAUCAACUCAAAGCCUUUGACGACUCUCUUUCAGAUGCCCAAAUUUCUCAGCAGGCGGGAGUCCUGCAGGGAUGCUUCACGGGCGCCCAGGUAAUGACGGCCAUUCUAUGGGGCAAGGCUGCGGAUGCGAGUUGGUGUGGUCGUAAGUGGGUGCUGGUAACUGGACUUGCUGGGACGGCAAUAUCGUGUUUGGGCUAUGGCUUUGCGACGACUUUCUUUUGGGCGGCUUUUUGGAGGGUUUUUGGCGGUGCCAUCAAUGGGACCGUGGGUAUUAUUCGCACAAUGAUUGCCGAAAUCACAAAAGAGAAAAAGUACCAAUCUCGAGCAUUUCUGAUUCUCCCUAUGAGUUUCAACGUUGCAGGAAUUUUGGGUCCAAUCAUGGGAGGCAUGUUGGCUGACUCGAGCAAGACGCUUCCUGGUUUGUUUGGAGAAAAGGCAGUCUUUGGAUUUCAGUGGAUACGAGACUAUGCGUACGCAUUGCCAAGUCUGAUCAAUGCUGCUAGCUUGUCUAUUGUGACGGUGAUUGUGUUUCUCUUCUUGGAGGAGACAUCAAGAUCACGACAACACAAGUUUGACCUUGGCCUUCACCUUGGGUCUCGGCUUAAAGCCAUCAUUUUCGGUAGUGAGCAAGCCGACGAUUAUGCUCGCGUUCCCGAAUGGGAGGAUCGUGCCAUGGAGAAUUUCCAAGACAAGCAUAUCCCAGCAGAGAAACCUGCGCCGUCACUGAAUCGGCUUCCCUUCCGCCGACUUUGGACGCGAAACGUCUUGUUUACGCUGCUGACCGGGGCAUUUUAUGACUUCCACCUCGGCGCCUUUGGCAAUAUGUGGUCGUUGUUCUUGUCGACACCUCGAUAUUUCAACCCGACAAAGAGAAGCUCGGAGGGAUCUGAACAUCUACGUCGAUAUCUUCCUCUCUUGUUUACCGGCGGACUGGGUAUGCCUGCGUCGACGGUUGGCGUUGCGACGUCUUUUCUAGGAUCACUGGGGAUGCUGCUACAAGUGACUCUAUACCCUCCCGUCCAAGCACGUCUCGGCACGAUGAGGUCCUUUCAGUGGUUCCUGUUUCUCUUCCCAGUUGCAUACUUUGUCGCCCCCUACCUCUCAAUACUACCAUCCUGGUCACAACCCUCUGAGCCGGCGUCGGGAGGCUUCAUCUGGGUGGGAAUCAUCGUUGUCCUGUUUCUCCAGGUAAUGGCUCGCACAUUCACACUCCCGGCGAGCAUCAUCUUGCUCAACAACUGCAGCCCGCACCCGAGCGUGCUAGGUACCAUUCACGGCCUAGGACAGAGCGUAUCUGCGCUGUUCCGGACAGUCGGGCCCGUGAUUGGAGGCUGGUGGUACGGCUACGGCCUGGAUAUCGGCAUGGUGGCCUGGGGGUGGUGGGGAGUUGCAGCCAUGUCAGCUUUGGCGUGUGGGACUGCGAUGGGGAUGCAUGACGGUAGCGGACAUGAGGUUUUCUUGGAGGGAGAGAUGGAUGAGAUGGAGUAGACGGUGUGAGGUUUGGUUCAUCUUUGAUGUUUGUUUUGGGCUGGGGGUUGAGUA
Molecule: messenger RNA, 1680 nt
Organism: Trichoderma harzianum CBS 226.95
Lineage: Eukaryota; Fungi; Ascomycota; Sordariomycetes; Hypocreales; Hypocreaceae
Exons: 4
Coding region: 1-1626 (541 amino acids)
Biological process (GO): transmembrane transport
Molecular function (GO): transmembrane transporter activity
Source: RefSeq, a predicted model, not a curated record